This is a messenger RNA of Anopheles darlingi, 2458 nucleotides long. It is a transcript of the gene Naglu, whose product is annotated as alpha-N-acetylglucosaminidase. The transcript has 4 exons. The record is from RefSeq and is a predicted model, not a curated record. NCBI's taxonomy places the organism in Eukaryota, Metazoa, Arthropoda, Insecta, Diptera, Culicidae. The coding region runs from base 21 to 2351 and encodes 776 amino acids.
CAAUCUAUGGAUCUGCGACGAUGUGGAUCGCGGUUUGGUUACUUUUGGCUUCGUGGCUGCUAAGCGGUACAGUGGCCGAGGCUGGCCCGGACUAUGCAGCACAUAUUCUGGAACAUGUACGCCCACAAGCUCCGACAGAGGUUCAACGUAAGGCGGCGCUGGAGGUGAUCGCUAGAACGAUUGGACCGGAGCAAGCAGAACAAUUUACCGUACAAAUCAACAGCUCACUGGAACGGAACUCAUUUCACAUCCUGAAAGAAUCCGAAGCGACGCCUGUAGAAAUCAUUGCUUCGAGCGGUGUGGCCGCAACGAAGGCGUUCUACCAUUACCUUAAAUACUUUUGCCACUGUUUGGUGGCAUGGGAGGGUUCCCAGUUGGAGCUUCCAUCACCGUUACCGAUCGUGAACGUCACCGUCAUCGCACCAAGCAGCUUCGUAUACUACCAGAACGUCUGCACCUGGUCCUACUCGUUCACCUGGUGGCGAUGGAGCCAAUGGCGAUCACACAUCGAUUGGAUGGCACUGCAAGGCAUCACGCUCAGCCUAGCACCCUUCCAGGAGGACGUCUGGACGGAGCUGUACCUCGAGUACAACCUCACGUUACCGCAGAUCGAAAACCAUCUCUCGGGACCAGGAUUUUUCGCCUGGCAGCGUAUGGGUAACGUCCGGGGAUGGGGUGGCCCAUUGACCAAGAGCUUCGCACAGUUCAACAGCAACCUGCAGCAGCGGAUAGUGAAGGAAAUGCGUCGGCUGGGCAUGGUGUUGGCAUUGCCAGCCUUUGCUGGCCAUCUACCGGUACCAUUCGCUGCGCUUUACCCCAACAUCACCUUCACGAACGUCUCGGUGUGGAACAACUUCCCGGCACAGUACGCCAGCCCAUUGUUUCUCGAUCCAACGGAGCCCCUGUUCGGUGAGAUUGGUUCACGGUUUCUGGAGCGUAUGAUCGAGCGCUACGGUACGGAUCAUAUCUACUUUGCCGAUCCGUUCAACGAGAUCGAUCCGGUUUCGUCCGGUGGCCGCUACCUGCAAGCGGUUGCCUCCUCGAUCUACGGUGCAAUUGCGGCCAUCGAUCCGGCGGCCGUCUGGCUGCUGCAGGGCUGGAUGUUUGUGAAGAACCCGUUCUGGAGUGAUCGUGCCAUCAACUCGUUCCUAACGGCCGUCCCGAUCGGACGGUUAUUGGUGUUGGAUCUACAAUCGGAACAGUUCCCCCAGUACGCGCGCACCGGUUCGUAUGCCGGUCAACCGUUCAUCUGGUGUAUGCUGAGUAAUUUCGGUGGUACCCUCGGGAUGCUCGGUUCGGUAGAGAACGUUUACCGUGGUGUGCGGGAAGCGAGAGCCAGCAAUGGAUCAUACACGAUGCUCGGCACGGGCAUCACACCGGAGGGGAUCAACCAGAACUAUGGAGUGUACGAGUUUGCCCUCGAGAUGGGUUGGUACGAUGGCGAGACGGCAAUAACGGGGACGGAGCAGUGGUUUAACGACUACUCCGUGGCACGUUACGGUACUCGAACGGCCGGUUCGGCGGCCCAGCGUGCUUGGAAUGUGUUCCGCAGUACCGUGUACAACUACGUGGGACUUGAGCGGAUGCACGGCAAGUACACCUUCAACCGACGGCCAACCUCAAAGAUCAACCCAUGGAUUUGGUACAACGAGACCGCCUUCAAUGAGGGCCUCGAGUUGCUGCUCUCGUUUGCGGACACAGGCGCCAGCUGUAACGCACUCUGCCAGUACGAUGUCGUUGAUGUGACCAGACAGUUUGCCCAAAACGUGGCCGACCGGCUCUACCUAGCGUUCAUGGAUGAUUACAAGCGGCGCAGGUACGCGGACUUUCGGCAACAUACCAAACAGUUCCUAACUCUGCUCACCGAGCUCGAUCAACUCCUGCUGACGGAGGAACACUUUCUGCUAGGACGUUGGCUUGCAGCGGCCAGAUCGUUCGGUGAUACGGCGCUCGAGCGGCAAAAGUACGAGUACAAUGCACGCAUUCAGCUCACCCUUUGGGGACCCCAGGGUCAGAUCGUGGACUACGCCAACAAGCAGUGGGCCGGUAUGGUGGCCGAUUUCUUUCUACCCCGCUGGCAACUGUUCCUGGGUGAGCUGGACCUAGCGCUCGCUACCAAUGGGACGAUCAACGAUACCAAGAUACGGGACCAGGUGUUCCGUAACGUUGAGCUACCAUUCACCACGGACAACAAACGUUAUGCUACGGUCGUGUCCGGCGAGGAUCCAGUGCGGCUGGCCCGCUCGUUCUACGAUAAAUGGUCCCGCGCUGUAGCCAGGUUGAGGGAGCUACCGACGGUGGCCCCUCAACGGGCGCAUCGCACGAAAAAGCGUAGUCGAUGGUUUUCUUGACGGGCCUCGUAGACGUAGUCGAUGGUUUUCUAGUAGGCAACGAACUCUAGUAGAUGUCUUUGCGGUUCGGAAACGCACUACGAUAAAUGAUAUUUACACAUUGUGAA